Molecule: messenger RNA, 2728 nt
Organism: Pelobates cultripes (western spadefoot toad)
Lineage: Eukaryota; Metazoa; Chordata; Amphibia; Anura; Pelobatidae
Source: the annotation of a GenBank genome assembly
AUGGAAUCUAUUCAUAAAGUUGUGGAUAAUCUAGAAGUUCCUCAAAGUGAUGCCUGUAAAGAUUCAGAAGGCACAAAAGCAGUGAAGGAAGAAGGCCUGAACCAGUCCCUUCAAAACUCUAACUGGAAGCAGUUUAGUGAGAAUGUGAACAAUGAGACAGAAUUUUCCAGGUGUCCCAAAGAAUGUCAUGACAACUUAUCAACUGAGCCAAUGAGGAUGGAAGAAGGAGAGCAGAGAGUCUUUAUAAAUAUUGCAGGUCUAAGAUAUGAGACACAUCUCAAAACACUCAGUGAGUUCCCUGACACAUUACUUGGAGACCCUCAAAAAAGAAUCCAUUAUUUUGAUUCCAUGAGGAAUGAAUAUUUUUUUGACAGAAAUCGGCCAAGUUUUGAUGGAAUUCUAUAUUAUUACCAAUCUGGUGGAAAAAUAAGGCGUCCUGCAAAUGUCCCCAUAGAUGUUUUUGCAGAUGAGAUUGUUUUUUAUGAACUUGGAAAUGACGCUUUGGAUCAGUUUCGAGAGGAUGAAGGUUUUCUUAAGGAUCCUGAAAUACCGUUGCCAACCAAUGACUAUCAUAGACAAUUUUGGUUGCUUUUUGAAUAUCCUGAAAGCUCAAGUGCUGCAAGAGGAAUGGCAUUGGUCUCUGUUUUAGUAAUAGUCAUCUCCAUACUCAUCUUCUGCUUGGAAACAUUGCCAGAAUUCAGAGAAGAAAGAGAUUUUCAAAUGCACAGGGAUUCAAGCAACUACACAGAGUACAUAACUUACCUAAGCACCUUGACAGAUCCUUUUUUUAUGAUAGAAACUAUUUGUAUAAUAUGGUUUUCUUUUGAACUAAUUGUCAGGUUUAUUGUCUGUCCGAGUACUUCUGAGUUCUUUCAGAACAUCAUGAAUAUCAUUGAUAUUGUAUCUAUCAUUCCAUAUUUUGUAACUCUUAUAACUGAACUUGUAAAGCCACCAGAACCUAAUGGCCAGCAAAACAUGUCUUUAGCAAUUCUACGGAUUGUCCGUCUGGUUAGAGUGUUUAGAAUUUUCAAGCUAUCAAGACACUCAAAGGGACUUCAGAUUUUAGGGCAAACCCUGAAAGCUAGUAUGAGAGAACUAGGUUUGCUAAUAUUUUUUCUCUUCAUUGGCGUAAUACUCUUCUCUAGUGCUGUGUAUUUUGCUGAGGUUGAUGAACCUAAAUCUCAAUUUGUUAGCAUCCCUGAUGGUUUUUGGUGGGCUGUGGUGACAAUGACAACUGUUGGUUAUGGAGAUAUGUGCCCUAUUACAUUGGGGGGUAAGGUUGUGGGGACUCUGUGUGCUAUUGCAGGGGUCUUGACCAUUGCUCUACCAGUCCCAGUGAUAGUGUCUAACUUUAAUUACUUUUAUCACAGAGAAACAGAGAAUGAAGACAGACAAAGUUUACCAGUGGAUCUAGAAAAGAUAAGUUUAACAAACGUUACACGUUCAGGAAGUAUAACCUCUCUGAAGAAAAACAAUGGUUCUUGUGUACAAGACAAAAAUUGCGGUAGCUAAAUGUUGGAAACUAUUUACUAAACUGGGAGUUGUUUAGAAAUGUCAAGGGGACUGUAAACGUUAGGCUAAAUAUAGACAAAUUAGAAAUAUCUCCAACUUGGCUAUUUUUACAGCUCAAUAAUUUUAGACUGAAAUUUACAAUUCUGUUGUCAAUAUUCUCCAAUUAAUUGUUUAAUUGUUCUUAUACACACCAGUGUAAAUUUUUAUACUAUGCUAAAUGUAAAAUAGGAGCACACAGAGGAAAUUGCUGGUCAAUAAUUUAUUAGCUAAAAACAGUCAAAGGAUGUUGUAAAAUAAAUUAUUUUAUAUUUUGGAAUACAUAAUUCUGUGAACAAAAUGACAAUACUAUAACAAGCAAACAUGUAAAAAAUAUUAUUAAUAUGUCUGAGAAAACAACCCAUACCACAAUUUGGUAAAUAACAAUAGUACUAGGUAAGUGUCAAGCAGUACCAGGUAACAAGCACUUGAUUUAUUAUAUAAACUAAUACAACCAAUUCUUCACUCAGGAGAACAAAAACAGUGUACUACAUUUAGGUCAACAGUACUUGCAUGUUGUGGCCUAAAUUAUCAUUCAAUAAAACAGUAUUAAGAUAUUUGGUAAAUUUAAUAUAACUAUACUGUUUCAUUUACUUGUAGCUAAAAAAAAAAAAUCUGAAUUGGAAUCUUCAUCCCUUGAACCUGUUGAGUAAAACUCAACUUGACAUGAAGCGGUUUCUUCUGUUUUCAUGUCAGGUGACGCCAGUCAUCUUUGUUUUUAUUUUUACAAAUAAGGGAACAGUAAAUUUUGGUGCAAUAACAACAAUAACAACCAAAUGUACAAUGUAGACUAAAAUUGGCAAGUUAAAAAAAAUGUAAUACUUUUUCUGCUUUGGCUAGUAUGAUCGUAGUUCCGUCUCUAUGUGAGCUGACUACAGUUCACGACAAUCCACUUUAAUGACACACAUCUACUUUGUUUUAGGGCAGUAUUGCAUGUAAGCAUCAUACCUUAUGUGUAACUUCCAUGAAUAUGGCUAUAUUCUUUCUUUUUUCAAUUGAUAGUGCCCUCCUCUACAUAUCCAUCUGUUGUAAAUGAAGAAGCGUUAGGGCCACUGUAUUACAACCACUAGAUGGUCAUUUUUACCCAGUCACAGACUAAAUUUCAAUGCUUAACUGGCUCAUAAGCACUGUCCACUAUUUCACUAUUCCACUAUACUUGCAUAUUUCCAUUAUAGACCAG